UCAAUUGCUACUCAAAAUUGGUCAAUUCAACAAGGCCGAAGAAUUACAUACAGCACUACUAGAACAGACACCCAACGACAGUGAUAAAGCACAUAUCUAUUAUAUGCUUGGAAUGAUGAAAAAUGACAAAGGGCAAUAUACAGAAGCAGUUUCAUUUUAUGAAAUGUCUCUCAAAAUUAAACAAAAAACUCUUCCAGAAGAUCAUCCUUCAUUGGGUCCUACCUACAACAACAUUGCUCUAGUGUAUAAUAACAUGGGUGACUACUCGAAAGCACUUGAAUUUUACGAAAAAGAUCUCGAAAUCACGAAAAAAGCUCUGCCUUCGAAUCAUCCCGAUUUGGCUACUUCCUACAACAACAUCGGUGGAGUCUAUGUCGACAUGGGUGACUACUCGACAGCACUUAAAUUUUACGAAAAAGCACAUAUAAUAAAAGUAAAAGCUCUGCCUUCGAAUCAUCCCAAAUUGGCUACUUCCUACAACAACAUCGGUGAAGUGUAUAACAACAUGGGUGACUACUCGACAGCACUUAAAUUUUACGAAAAAUCACUUAAAAUAAGAGAAAAAGCUCUCCCUUCGAAUCAUCCCGAUUUGGCUCAAUCCUACAACAAUAUCGGUCAAGUGUAUAACAACAUGGGUGACUACUCGAAAGCACUCUCAUUCUUAGAAAAGGCACUUCCUAUCUUGCAAAAAUCACUUCCACCUAACCAUCGUUAUAUUAUAAUGGUCACAAAUUCAAUUGACAAUGUAAAAAAGAAAAUGUAA
This is a messenger RNA of Rotaria sordida, 763 nucleotides long. Lineage: Eukaryota; Metazoa; Rotifera; Eurotatoria; Philodinida; Philodinidae. The record is from the annotation of a GenBank genome assembly.